UGCUGUAUUGUAUUUAAGCUUUUUAUUUUCUUUAUCAAGUUUGCCAGAUACCAAGACUUACUUGUUCUGAUUGACAGGCUUGCAUUAUCAGGGAGAAUUCUGAGGGAAAUUGGGGACCUUUGGCACUGAGAUGGUUAAAUGCACACUGUUCAGUCUGUUUCUUUGUAUCACUGGUGAGGGAUAUAUAUCCAUUUUCCUUAUCACAGUGAGGCAGCUGGGUGAUCUGUACCAGGAGAGAGAACAAUAGAGUAUAAAUAGAUAAAUCAGGAGAGAGAACAAUAGAAUAUAACCAGAAAUAGAGGAGAAUUGGUAUUGGGUAGGGAUUGAAGAUGGGAGCAGAUCAUGCUUAAUUAAAGCAAGAUUGUUCGACGCAGGUUUGAGAGAGAGACGUGGAGGAACAUGAAACCCACGGUACAACGGAAACAGAAAGGAAGGACCCAGGCAGGUGGUGCUGAGACAGGAGGGAUGAUCCUUUCCCAGAGGACUAAGAAACCAACUCAUUCCAAGUGGAAUAAAUGGGAGUUGCUGGCUAUGAUUGUCCCCGUUCUCCUUCUGCUUUACAUCUUACUGUGCUAUGAGAACUUCCAUUUCCACGUGGCUCAUAUGUAUGCUCACCUGGGGUACCCCAAUGCCCAACACAUUGUGGGGCAGAGAUAUCUUCAAGGAGCUGGUGUAGAAAAGAAUGAGGAGAUGGCCAUGCAUUGGUUCAGGGAAGCUGCAGAGCAGGGCCAUCCCCAUUCCUCCUUUAACCUGGCUGUGGGAAAGCUGAAGAACAUGAGCAUGUCAUUUGACAAAGGGGAAGUGGAAAAUCUCCUCAGUGUGGCUGCAGGUCAUGGGCUCCAAGAAGCUCAGGAACUUUUAGACAUCAUCAUCAGGAACAGAAAUCUUCCUUGAUGGACCCCAGAAGAGAUGACAGCACUCUCACCUUUCUAGUCUUUUUACUUGGGUACUGUAGCACAUCUUUUCUUCUUUGUCUUUGAUCAAUUUUUGGUCAUUUACUUUUGGAAACCUUAGAUGGGACACUACAUUUGUCUUGCACUGGAUCACUGUACUUAGAAAGAAUGGCAUUUUGUAUUGUAUGAUGCAGGAAGAAAUACCAUUAUAUCCAGUCAUCUUGAUUUAACAUGACAGAACUUCGUCUUGAAUCCAACUUGAUCACCACUCAGCACAGAUUUGUUCAUGCCACAGUCUUACAACAAGUUGCUGUUCAAUUUUAUCAUAGUACAAUAGCAAUAUAGCUCUGGGGAUGGGGAAAGGUAAUAAAAGUGAUCAGCAUAUAAAUAGCUUUCCUUUUGUUUGUAGCUCACUACAUUUGUACAGUGCAGGGGUCUGGAUAGGGUGAAAGGUGUGGAGGGGGAAAAUCAGCAAUGGACAUACAAAUGCCAAUGAUAAAGAACCUCUGUUAGACUACAUGGAUUGUAAUGAGAAAGUUAGCUUACUGUCUGUCUUCACUGCAAAAUCACUUUCAGGUAGCAAUGAUGUUAAGUAGCAUGUUCAUCUACUGAUAUUGUUAGAUCUGUCUAUUGGUUUAGGGUUUGAGACUGAGCUGGUUGUUAGAGGUGUUUUGUUAUGUGUUUAUGUAUUGUAAACUGAUCAUAGCUUAAACUAUAUGGUAAUAAACAAACAUGGCAUAUUUUACCAUGCAGUUUAUAAUAGAAAUUAUAAUGGUUUAAUAGAAAUAUAAUAGCAACUUCAUUUAGUAGCCAUCAUUGCUUAACAGCUACCUCUUUGUAAUGUAAAGGGCAGGGGAAAAUAAUUAAAUUUAACAGAAGCAGCCUUCAUUUUCAAGGUGCCUUCAGUUUAAUGAAACAGGGAGUAAUUGCUUGUAAUAGAAUGUACAGUUUCUAAACAAAGAUAGAGGGCAUUUUGCUAUCAAACUUAUUUUCCCCAUGGGAUGUGCCAGUCUGUUCUGGUUUGUUUUGUUUUGUUCUGGUCAUCACCGUUCAGGUUAUUUGUUGCAGAACAUGAAGUAACUGUUUUUUCUGAGAGUGUUGGGGACUAGAUAACUGCACUGUCAAGCCUGAGGGCUAAGAGUUGCAGAAGGAGAAGCAAGAGAAAACAAGGCUGAACAAAGGGUACGUCUUAGUCCCCGUCAGCUGCUUUUCUACUGCGACCUUGUAAUCAAAGAUGGAAAGGAUUCUAGCUGAGGAGUUCAAUCGUCCUGUGACAUUCUAUACUUUGGGGGAAGUGUACUGUAAUCCCUAUAUUCCUCAUUUUCAUAUAAUCGUGUUCUUACAUAUUAAGCAUGCCUUGUAAAGUAUCAGGGGAAAGGCUAUGAUCUGCUGAAAGUCAUUUCUCUAUCCAUUUAUGUGUAUCAUUAAUGCAUAUGAAGUUAUAAGAAUUGUGUAGUGUGGUUGUCACUAAAACAUGCUAUAAGUUGGGGAAAUCAGCUAGAUAUUAGCUCCCCAGAGGCAACAGCAAGGAAAGUCACCAUGGUGGAUGUGCCCCACCAGGCGGAAUGUCGACAACCAUCACAGCCAUUGUCCAGCAAGGGAGCUACAAUGCAGUGACUCACCUGCCUGAGGCCACACCAGGGGAUUUGCUCAACCUUGCUUGGAGAGACCCGACUCUGAACAUUUGCCAUGCUUUCUCUCUCUCACACCACCAUCUACAGACAUCAUCACCGCCAAGUGACUGAAGCACUGAUCAGAGGGGAGAGCCUGGCUGAAGAGCAGCCAGCCUGUGGUGAGAACCAUCUAAGUUUGUAAGGGCAUUGAAAGUGUUAAGAUCAGCUUAGAAUGCGUUUUGCUUUUAUUUCAUUUGACCAAAUCUGACUUGUUAAGCUUUGACUUAUAAUCACUUAAAAUCUAUCUUUAUAGUUAAUAAAUUUGUUUGUUUAUUCUACCUG
Dermochelys coriacea (leatherback sea turtle) is the source of this 2848-nucleotide messenger RNA. RefSeq names its product secretory immunoglobulin A-binding protein EsiB-like. The record is from RefSeq and is a predicted model, not a curated record. The coding region runs from base 400 to 894 and encodes 164 amino acids. NCBI's taxonomy places the organism in Eukaryota, Metazoa, Chordata, Testudines, Dermochelyidae. Gene Ontology annotation, molecular function: protein binding. The transcript has 5 exons.